UUCAUUUUCUUGUCAUUUUUAGUUUAUUGCUGUAGGGGAACCAAACCCACCCAUUUGUAUUCCAACUACCUUGGCCAGUUGCCAAAGCCAGCAGGGAAUAUAAAGGGGAGCCUUCCCCUCUCCCACCAGACGAGCACUCCUGGUCUCAUCUCUUGUUCUUCUCUUCAUCUCAGCAUCACUCCCUCUCCUUUAGCCAUCAUGAGCAGGCUGUCUAUCCGGAGAUCCCAAAGUGGGAGCUACAGCAGUGGUUCUGCCAUUUUGCCUGGCAGGGGCCGGAGAGUGGCUGGGAGCUCCUCUGUUGUGAGGUUCGGAAGCUGUUCUAGGGGCAGAGGGGCUGGCUCCAGCAGUCAGAGCCUCAUCAACCUCGGGGGGCACAAGAGCAUCCUUUCCAGUGUGGCAGGUGCAGGCCUAGGCCAGGGAAGCCUGGGAUAUGGAGGCUACGCAGUGGGAGGCUUUGGAAGUGGACGUUUUGGUGGUGGCGGUUUUGGAGCAGGUGGCUUUGGUGGUCUGGGCGGUGGGCCCUUUGGGCCCAAUGCCUGCCCUGGUGGGAUCCACGAAGUGGUCACCAACCAGAGCUUGCUGGAGCCUCUGAAUGUGAAGAUAGACCCUGAGGUCCAACAGGUCAAGACCCAGGAGCGGGAGCAGCUCAAGGUCCUCAACAACCAAUUCGCUACCUUCAUCGACAAGGUGAGGUUCCUGGAGCAGCAGAACCAGGUGCUGCAGACCAAGUGGGACCUACUUCAGCAGCUGAAUGUCAGCACCCGAACGACCAAUCUGGACCCAGUCUUUGAAACCUACAUCAGCCUCUUGCGGGGACAGGUGGACAGUCUCAAGUCCCAGAAGAACCAACAGGAGUUGGAACUGAAGACCACUCAGGACUCAGUGGAAGACUUCAAGAAGAAGUAUGAAACCGAAAUCAACGCCCGUACAAAUGCUGAGAAUGACUUUGUGGUGCUCAAGAAGGAUGUGGAUUCUGCCUAUGUGGGUAAAGUUGAUCUAAGCACCAGAACCAACAGCGUGCAGCAAGAAAUAGAUUUCCUCACAGUCUUGUAUGAGACGGAAUUGGCCCAAGUGCAGAAAACUGUCAGUGACACCAACGUGAUCCUUUCCAUGGAUAACAAUCGCACCCUGAACCUGGAUGGCAUCCUGGAGGAGAUCAGAAGUCAGUAUGAUGACAUUAUCCAGAAUGCAAAGUCGGAAGCUGACUCCCUGUACCAGGCCAAGUACCAAGAGCUUCAGGUUACUGCAGGGAAACACGAUGAUGAUGUCAAGGUUCUCAAGGCCGAGAUCAGCGAGCUGAACCGAGUCAUUCAGAGACUAAGGGCAGAAAUCGACCGGGUCAAGAAACAGAGUGCUGCUGUGCAGGAGUCCAUCCUGGAGGCUGAACAGAAGGGUGAGAAAACGGUCAAAGAUGCCCAGGACAAACUGGUCCAUCUGGAGGAUGCCCUGCACCAGGCCAGGGAAGAUCUCACCCGAUUGCUUCGGGACUACCAGGAGCUGUUGACCGUCAAGUUGGCCCUGGAUGUGGAGAUUGCUACCUACAGGAAGCUGCUGGAGGGAGAAGAGAGCAGGAUCUCUGGAGAGGUCUCCAGUUCUGUGAGCUACUCUGUGGUAACCAGCAGCAUCUCAUCCAGUGGGGCAUCAUCAACAAGCCUUGGUCUUGGGGGCAAGAGUUCUGGAGAUGGAAGCAGCAGAUCCAGCUCUGGAGUUGACUAUAGCUCUGGCACCAGAUCUGGCUCUACUCGUGCUACUUUUGGAUCUGCAGGCACCAGCUCUGGAUAUGGAGCCCAGGAAUCUGGGUCUAGGAAGACUCAGGGCUACAGCUCAGGGCAGGGCAGCCAGGAUGGCCGAGUGAAGUUCUAAGCUCCUGGCUCAGAUUUCUGGUAUCUUCUGGCUUGUCGAGAUGUGAUUUCCCUGAUGCUGGCCUCUGAUUCGUCCUUUGGCAUACUGAAUCUCAAGCAGAUCUCCUUUCUCCAUCCUCCCUUCUCAGUGGAACUAGGAAGGCAGGAGGAGGAUCCUCUUAUGGUGUUCUUUGUUCAGUGUUUGCUUCCCUUCCUACUUGGUCCCUCUUAUGAUUCCUUUCCCAUCCCUUGGCAUUCUACCAUUGUCCAUUCUCUGUCAGGCUGCUGAAAGAAGUCUGUUCUCCCCUUUCUUCUUUCCCUUCUUUCCUGGUGCUAAACAAGGGGCCCAAUUGCAAGCCAAUUAGUGUCAGCUCUUGAUUAUCUGCCACAAUGGAAGGAGAAGCCACAGGAAUGGUGACUCCAAAAACCAUGUUGAUUGGAUGACAUUUUUUUGUUGUUUGAUGGCAGGGUUUGAUUUCCUGCUCAGGGAGAUUUUCUAUCUCUGAGCACAUUUCAGACAAGAGAGAACAGAUAAAGUCCAGGAGCAUCCCGAGUGGCAGGAUGACUUUUGUCCAGAAUGCACGUCUUUUCUACAAAAAGUAUGACCUACAUUUGAAGCAUCGAGACCAUUAUUUGAAGCUAAUACCUUGUUGCCUAUGCUUUGGGGUCCUGUUUUAAAGCCUUGAAUGUUCUUCCUCCCCCUCCUCUCCAUCAUGUCAAUAAACUUCAUGGGAAAAAAUCA
Messenger RNA from Monodelphis domestica (gray short-tailed opossum), 2583 nucleotides. RefSeq names its product keratin, type II cytoskeletal 4. Gene Ontology annotation, biological process: keratinization; intermediate filament organization. The record is from RefSeq and is a predicted model, not a curated record. Gene Ontology annotation, molecular function: structural constituent of skin epidermis. Lineage: Eukaryota; Metazoa; Chordata; Mammalia; Didelphimorphia; Didelphidae. Gene Ontology annotation, cellular component: keratin filament.